UACACAAGUGACUCAUUUUCUACUAAUAUUGAAUGGUAGAUUUACUUUACCUAUAUGCACACGGCUUCUUCUCGAUAAUAAUGGAAUUACUUUAGCGUAACUAAAUAUACUCUUGUAGGUAAACAUGACAUUACAGCCAGACGUGGUUUAAUUUUCAUACUAUUGAAGACCGAUUUGAAUAGCUUUAACAACUUUUGAAAUGUGAUUCAUAUAGUGGGAGAGGUUUUUAUAUGGACUUUUUUUUCCUUGCUUUGUUGUUUAAACAUUGUUUUUUAAAAAAGAAAGUGAAAUGUAGUUGACAUGGAUAUAAAUGGAUUUUAAUUCUUGUGGAUGAAAUCUAAAGGGUUGAAAUUUUAGUGAUCGAAUGAGUGACAAAGAGCAUCAUGGGAAAUAACAAUUCUCAUCAAACUCCGCCUCCAUCUUCAAUAGAUGUUGUUCGAAGGCCACCAAGCAGACCUGAUGCCCCGCCCAGUGCAAAACUCACAAGUGAACUGGGCCCAAGGGGGCCAAGCUACCACAGCCCUGAAAACCAGGUGCUACCCAAGGAGCUACCUUCCAUCCUUAAACUUAGACCUGUUUCUAUGGAAAUAAGAAAAUACAACCCUGAUUAUCAAGAUAUUUAUGGUGAGGAUAGCAAGGAAAACCUUGAUAACAAUGAAAAUCAAAUUGAAAUGAACGGAGACAUAAAUGAGGAGUUAAAACAAAGUUCCCCACCCCGGCCUCCUCCCCCUAUUCAAAAUGGUCACAUUCCAUCAAAUACUCCUACUUCACCUGUAUCACAAUUGCCUAAUGGUCAUCUACAAGCACCUGCAAAACCUUCAACCAGUAAUGUAAAGACUCCAUACAGACCUAGUCAUCGUAGGCAAAUGUCAUUAGGACAGGAACAUACUAUUAUGGAAGAGCCAGAGGAAACUAUUGAGUCACGUGUUAAACUUGACCCAUUGAUGCAGUCAUUUCCUGGUGCUACUGGACCUUCACUGCCUGUGAAGAAUAACUUCAAUCUGGAUUAUUCUUACCAGUUGACAUAUGUUCAGCUUGCAGAACACAGAAGAAAUAAAACAAUAGAGGAACUUGAGAAAAGAACUGGUAAGAGAUUAAGUGAUCUAAGUGCAGACUUAAGUGAACACAUAGAGAAGCCUGCUUUUAUGAGAGAUGCUCCCUCUAGAGUGUCAUCAAGAAGUUCAGGGAGUGGUGUGAGUAGCAAGAAAAAGAAAGCCCCUCCUCCUCCUGGGCAAGCUCCGCCUCCUCCUCCUGUAAAUCAUCAGCCUUAUUCUGUAGAUAAUGAGCCUCCUAUUGAUUAUGACAUGGAGUCACCUAGAAGGCCGGCCCCUUCGUCUGUUGUCUUGCCAACACAUUCUACUCUUCCACCAGUUUCGAGAGUUUCACCUUCUGUUAGUAAGGUGCCUCCUCCACCACCACCUCCCCCUGGCUCAUCACCAAGGAAACCAGUUGUAAACCUGUCAAGGACACCAAGUAUGUCUAAUGGUACACCAGAAAUUAUCUUGAGAAAAACACCAGAUGUGAAACCAAUAUCAAAGGAGCAAGAUGGAUCUGAUGGUAAAAUACCAUGGUUACUUGAAAUUAAAAACCUCUCUGAAGCUAGGGCUUCUCGAAGGCAACAGUCCUUUGAAUCAUUUGAAACACCUGAAAUACCACAAACUAAUGAUACAUUAAAUGAUGUGAAUGAAACCGAAAAUAGUUUGAAAGUAGAAAAUAAAGAGCCUGUCAAGCCAAAACUUAUCUUUGAAAGUUCAUCCCAAUCCUUUGAAAUUAAGCAAGAAAAUGCAGAAAAGACUGAUAAAAAAGAAAUGGAAACUUCUACUGCAACUGUUGAAAGGAGUAGUUCAUUUAAAGAGACAGAAAAGCCACCAGCUUCUAAACUGAUAAGACACCAUUCAACAACAGGAUAUGAUCAUUCAACAGCUGGAAGCCUUCAGAGACAAACAUCAGAACCAGCAAAACCUGUAACAAGUGACCCUGUUAGGAGGUUAAGCUCACUUUUGCAACAUGACAUCAAAACUGCUGCAAAUGCAAAGUGUCACAAAAUCAAAAAGCAGACAACACCUGUCCCACCAAAACCAAAAGAUCCUCACACUAUUUUUCGUGAACAGCUUCAGAAGGCAGCAGCUGCUAGGGAUGAGAGAGCAAAAUCAGAAGGAACUAUUGACGAGAAACUUAAACUCAAUACAAGUACUGCUAGUUUUGAUUUUGGGGCUGAAGAUCUAGAAGAUGUUCCUAGGUGUAAUACUACACCAAGGAAAGAGAAAACAGAGUCUGUUGUGAAGGAGGGGCCAAGUACUCUUCCAAAACCUCCAAGGUAUCAUAAAAAUGUGACUCGUAAUUCAUCUUACACCAGAGUUCAAUCUCCCAGGGAAUUAAGAGACAGGCAAGCGGUGUCUAUGUCUCUUGAUUGGACACCAGAAGUAGAUCUGGAUUCAGAUGAUAAUUUAUCUGAUCGUGAGGUAAUGACAAAGAGACAUAGCUCAAUAGAUGGAUUUAAAUCCACAAUUAUACCUAAUGCAAUGACUGAUAUGAAAGCUAAAAAGAAAGGAAAAGGAAAGAAGAUUCAGAAAGACAGCAGUUUUUCUGAGGAACAGAACAAGAACAAGUUCGGAAGUGUUAGGAAACUUAAGAAAUCAGUACAUAAAGGUGUUAAGAAUGCCUUUGGUUCCAUAAGCAAAGCUUCUGGAAAAAUAUUACGCAGACAAAAGUCAGAAGAUUUCGAAGCUGUAGAUGAUGCUCCAAAGAACUGGAGCUUGACAGCAAAUGGUAACGGACAAAGUGACCGUUCACAUAAAUAUAAAAUACCUCUUGCUUAUGCACAAGAUGAUGAUUCUGAUUCUGACAUUGAACAGUAUAGACAUGAAAACGAAUUCUCAGAAGUUGUUUUCCGUCAAAAUGGUAGAAGAGACUCGGAAGAGAGUGAAGAUUCUACAUAUGAAAGUGAAGAUAAAGCUCCUCAAAACAUAAGACGGGCUGGAGUUGCUUACAUAAGUGCUAAGGGUCAGUUGGUGCUAAUGAAAGAUGAAGAUGAGGAGGAGAUGUUAGAAAGCAAGCGAAGGAAAGAUAAGAAGAAGAAAAACAAGGAUAGAAGUUUUACUUCCACAGAACGUAGUGAAGAAUUAUGGGAGAAAGAGAGAAAAGUAGAGGAAGAGAGGAGAAAACAGUUAGAAAUGGAGUUAGAGUUGCAUAAGAAGAGAGAAGCAGAGACUAGAGAGAGAUUACAGAGGUUAGAAUCUGCUCAUCUACAGCAACAACUGUUACAGCAGCAGCAACAGCAGCAGCAACAACAACAAAACUUAGGGAUGUUGAGUGCACCUCCACUGCCUCCUGCAGGAAAUUUCACAAGCUAUGGAACUCUUCCAGACCCAUCAAGGGCUCAAACUCAGUCAUUUACAAACAUAUUUGGACAGCAGCUUCCACAGAAUGGGUACCAGCCAAAUUUGGGACUUUAUACACAGACUGGUACAUAUAAUCCAGCAACUGGGAUGCCUUAUGAUUUAAAUGACUACAUGAGAAUGCUUGGGGUACAAUCUCCCCCUACCUCCCAACAAAUGGCAUUCUUCUUAAACAAUAUGACAUUAACUAAUCAGCCAUUUGAUAGAAAAUCAAAUCCAGCUCUGUUUGAAGUUUUCAAUCAACAAUACCCGACUGGGACUUUAAAUUAUCAAGGAAUGGACACUAGCAGCUUAAAGAAAUCUGCUUUUCAGAAUUGGGCAAGUACACCAAAUAUCAAUAUGACAAGUAGUAGUGUAGCAAAUAGUGUUCCUUUGAGUGAUUUUGUUGCAAGUUACAAUGGUGCUAAUAAAACAAACAAUGAAAAGGAGGACGAUAAAAAGAAAUCGCGUAAUCCUUUAUAUGAUAGUGAUGAUUCUGAUAGUGGAUUAUCGCCACAAAAAUCUGUGGCGCGUGCACAAGUGAAAGACUAUAGAAAAAUUCCUGUGCGUUCAGAAUCGGGAAAGUUCAUGCAAAAGUAUGGUAGUGAGAGUUAUGUUUCACAAAAUAACCAAGAUACAAAAAGUACCUUUUCGAACACAAAUAAAUCAUUAACAAAUUUACCUUACAAUGAGGGCCUUCCUCAGCAGCAACGAAGUGUGUCUCCUAGCAACAGCGUGUCAACAGUAGACAGUGCCAUGUCAGCUACGUCAGUUACUCUCAGUACACCCUCAUCACCUGCAAGGUCAACAACAGGUGCACCACCUUCACCCACCUUGAUGUCAAGGACACAGAACUCAACACAUGGAUUUAAGACUGUCCUUGACCUAAGUUCACCAGAAGGAGGCUCUAUGCAAAUUAUUUCGACAAAUGGUGACCCAGUCAAGUUAUGAGUGUUUCACCGAGUUAAUCAUUCAUCAUAACCAAUGAUCUGCCUCUAUACUAGUCAUGUGACCAAAGGUCAACAAAGAGUGAUUCAAGGUCAACAUAGUGUCAACUGUUUUCAUGUUCAUGAAACAGCAACAAAAGGACUGUAUUAAUGCAUUUCAUCUGUAAACAAGAGACAUGAACUGAUGAAAAAUGAAUGUGAUAAUGCAUAUGUAAGGCACUGGCGAUGAAAUAUAUAGGUCAAGGUUACGUCAAGGUGACUUUGCAUCUGUAUGCUAAAAAUAGAAUGCUACAAUAAUUGAUAGUAUAUUACUAUUUAUAAAUGAGUGUCAAACCAGAAAUUGCCAAAACUGAAAGAAUAACAUCUGAUAUACUCAAAAAUUGGAAACAAUGAUUUCAUUUCACAGUUACAUUCAGAAAAUUGAGAACAGUUCAAUUACACGAAAAUGUUAAAGAUUUCUUUGACAGCUUUAUGAAAAGACGAAAUGUUCAUAAAUUAUAAAAUUUCAAAUUUUUGUUAACUUUCUCACCUUUAGUAUGACUGCAUGAAACAAGCUGAUUCAGAAAUAAAGAUUUUCUCUAAAUGUCUCUGGGCUUUUUGACAUGUUAAAAAUGGCAUUUUAUUCAAUAUUUUGAGAGAUCAUAAAUUAUAUAUUUUUGUACACCAUAAUGUAUACUAUACACAUCAUCAGAACUAUAUUUAGAAUUUUGUGAUAUAGCUCUAUAUUAAGAAAUAGAUCUGUAGAAAGUUGAUAUCUUUAUAUAACUAAUCUAAAUUUCAUGUUAUCCUGCCAAACUUAUGUAAUAGAUUCAUCCUGCUUAGAUUUUUGCACCAACCAUUGUUAAUUUGUUUCCAUAUCAAAAUCAUGGAUCUCCCAUUAUGCCAAGUGGUUAAGUGGUUGCCAACUGUAAACAAGUUGCCCUCAGGGCUGUUGGUUUAAAUCCCUCGAGGGGCUUCAGAUUCUUUCAUUGAGGUAUGGCUUAAAUCCAGCCUAGCUCAUAUGGAAGCUUCAUGGCUCCACUCUUGUGUCAGUUUGUACGUUAGACACAUGGGCACCUGAGGUCUUCUUCCAACAGUUUAACUUGAAAAGCUUCACAAGACAUUUACAUUUAUAUAUUCAUGUCUUAUUCCUGUAAAAAUUAUAUUUUUCUUCAAGAAUGAAACAACUUAUUUAAUAAUUUAGAAAGAAAAGUGUUUGCAUUCAUAAAUAUCAUCAGCAUUAUUGUCCAUCUUUUUUAAAGAAAAAUGUUCUGUUUAAAAUUCAGUAAAAUUUGAUUUUUUUUUUACAGCUGUUUAAAUUGUCUUCCUCAUUUUAUAGGUAGUAAUGCUACAAGCAAAAAACAGUCCUAUUGUCUAACUUCUGUAGCACUUUGAAUUGUAAAUAUUAAAUGUUUGUAUAGAGUAUGUUUAUGUUAUUUAUCAGGUGCAAAAAUAAACAAGUUUAGUUUGUUAAGUGCUUUUGAUCAAAUUUUAUUAAGAAAAUUCUUGGCCAGUAUGCUGCGGGGAUUCUUUGCUGGGCAAAAUUAUAAAGAACAUUUUUUUCCCUCACUGUUUAUUGUUUUUGUCAUUUUUAAAAGGUUUCAAAAGUAUACAACAUAGAAUUUAAUGUCCUUAAGUAGUUCCUGGUAUGAUUUUUAAUUUCAUUUGUUUAUUUAGACACAUGCAAAGCUAUCAUUUUUCAUUUGAUAAUGCAAUCUUUUGCAAAAAAAGGCGAGGAUUUCUUAAAAGCAUAAGUGCUAGUUUGAUAUUUAAAACUCGGUAAUAUAUUACAAAGUUGUGUGCAAUCGUUGAUAAAAACAUGUUACAUGCUGUGAUCUUACAUAUCAACAAGUACAAUUUGUAAUUGGUAAUAUGGUUUCAUAUAAAGAAAUAUCAUUAUCAGUGUUACUUCCCUUUGUCAAUAUCACAUCAUUUGUAUUAUACUUGAAUAUUAUAGAUAUUGUACAAUUUAAUUAUAUCUAAGCUUUAACUAUUUAAAGUAUUUCUUCUCUGUUUUUAACAUAACCACGCCAAAACAAGUAUAUUUUAAAAAAUAUGUGAAUCAAUUUAUUCUAAAUUAAAUAAAAAUAAUGUAUGUUCACAAGGGUCCCCACAGCUUUAUGUGAAAGAAAAAUGUUACUGUUACGUACUCAGAAAACUAUGUUAUAAAUAUAUAUAUGAUAAUUAUAUAUAGAUACUAUAGAUUUGCAAUAUAUUAUAAUGACUGUUCUUGUUUGUAUAUUGUUAUACAUGUAUUAAAAAAUAUAAUGUAUAUGUUUUUGUAUAUUUGUUACAGUUGUUUACAAAGUCUACUUAUAAAUUUUUGCUUCCAGAGAUCUCGAGGUUUCAUAAAAUAAUAAUUACAGAAUUUAAUUAAGGUAGCUAUUCACUAUUUCAUUAGUAAGAAAAAAACACACAUCAAAUUAAUGUAAAAGCGGUUCCACAUUAUUUUGUUACCUGACAUUAUGUUAGGAUCGACUGGUCUUGUUAUACUGGGGUCUUAAAAUAUCCAGUAUUGAGACAUAAAUAUUUGUCGAUAUGAUUAUAUAUUAUGAUUAUAUUUCUGAAUAUUUAUUUUGGUAUCUAAUUUGCGAUGUUUCAACCUCGGAACUAUCCAUUAAUAGUCUCACCAAUUUCAAUGUCAAGAUAGUUACAUGUAUUAAUCUUGAGAGGUGAUAAGUAUAAAGUGUAGUCAGGCUGCGGGGACGUGCAGACUUGCCCGACUAUGUACUCAUGGCACGUACAAGUCAUAAUUCACACUAAAAUUAUGUCUGAAUAAUUGAGUUUAUUAAUGUACCUAAUACUUAAAAAUUACAUUCUUUAUUGUAAUUUGCAUUGCUUUCUUUAUUUGUAUGUUGUAAACAUUAUAAGUCGUAGAUGAAAACAAAAACAAGACAUUUAAGGUACUAAUUAAAAUGUUUAAGUUUGGAAAGUUGGCAGUUUAUGUAUAGAGAAUGGUUUUUACUGUUUUGAUAUACAUGUAGAUGUUUGAAACAUAUCUUCAUUUCAUCAUUAUUUAGUCCAACUCAUUAUACUAAGAGUCUAAGACUUGAGUUUAAAAAUUUUCAUUUUUUAUUUCUUUUUUAUGUAUGGCCGAUACCUUCACCUUUUCUGACCCUCUACUGAUACAAAUUUGUCUCAAAAUCUGCUCAAUACAUCAAAUUAUUUUAACUUAUAAUUAUAUGUAUGAAAUGGUACAAGAGUCAGCUACUUCGUGAAUUGAAAACUAUAUAUUAAUGGUUUUUCUAUAAUUGUAUAGAAAAAUAUGUACUUCGAGUUUGCGAAGUAAAGCAUUGAAAACAAUCCUCUAGGCACAAUUUUAGUCAUGUCUUUUAAAGACCAAAUUAAAAGCAUUAAACCUUGCAAGUAAGGCCUUGUCGCCGUCAAUUUAACAAAAAAAUGGAUAUUGACUUUUCUCUUAAAAACGUUGUAAACUAUUUUUAUGUCAGUUCACCUUGUAUGAUGAAAGUCAACUUAAACUGUCCACAAACCUGCAUAAAAACCAGCAUAAUUUAAGAUCACGAGCAACUUUUUAUGUGGUUAAUAAUAACUCUAUUUUCAUUUUAUAUGCUUUAGGAAAUUUUGGAGUUUAUCAUUUUGUUAAGAUAAGAAAAAAUGUUGUUGAUUUGAGUUCACUUUUCUUCAUAAAGAAAAUUAGGUUAAUUAAGAUAACUGGAGUCUUCAUGUACACAGAAGGAAAUAAAAUACAAUUAUCUACAUGUAUAUCUAUGUACUUUUAAAAUUUCACAUGAAAAGUUUCAUGUUUUUCAUUCAAAUUAAAAAAAAAGAACUUGAAUAUUUUUGUAAUACCAUUGGCCUAUUUUUAACCAGGUUUUCCGAAGGAAAAAACUGGUUAUUAACCAGGUUUUCCGAAGGAAAAAACUGGUUAUUAGAUUGAGGUAUGUCGGCGGGCGGGCGGCGGAUGGGCGGGCGGGCCGUCUGGGCGUAAACAAUUUCUUCUGUGCGCAACUCCUCCUACAUUUCUCAACGGAUUUUGACCAAACUUUCACAGAAGCUUUGUCAUCAAGUGCCCUCGCGCAUAUUGUCGGGGUUUGCGAUUAGAUAAUAUUUGACCUAAUUAUGGCCCUUUGUUUUUUUUUCCUUAUAUAAAAUAUAUAGUGAACAAUUUCUUCUGUGCGCAACUCCUCCUACAUUUCUCAACGGAUUUUGACCAAACUUUCUCAGAAGCUUUGUCAUCAAGUGCCCUGUCACAUAUUGCCAGGGUUUUGCAAUUGGUAUAUAUUUGACCUAAUUAUGGCCCUUUGUUUUUUUUCCUUAUAUAGAAUAUAUAGUGAACAAUUUCUUCUGUGCGCAACUCCUCCUACAUUUCUCAACGGAUUUUGACCAAACUUUCUUAGAAGCUUUGUUAUCAAGUGCCUGGCACAUAUUGUCGGGGUUUUGUGAUUGGAUAAUAUUUGACCGAAUUAUGGCCCUUUGUAUAUUUUUUCCUUAUACAGAAUAUAUAGAGAAACAAUUUCUUCUGUGCUCAACUCCUCCUACAUUUCUCAACGGAUUUUGACCAAACUUUCUUAGAAGCUUUGUUAUCAAGUGCCUGGCACAUGUUGUUGGGGUUUUGUGAUUGGAUAAUAUUUGGACCGAAUUAUGGCCCUUUGUAUAUUUUUUCCUUAUACAGAAUAUAUAGUGAACAAUUUCUACAGUGCGCAACUUCUCCUACAUUUCUCAAUGGAUUUUGACCAAACUUUCACAGAAGCUUUGUCAUCAAGUGCCCUGGCGCUCACUAAAUUCCCAUGUUUCUUCCAAGACAUCAUUCAAGUAUUUUUUUAAAAUUGUGAACAUACUUUUCUUGAUAUCGCACAAAACACCACACGCCAAUAUUGUUGACAAAAGAAAAUGACAAGAGACGCAAAAAUGCAAAAAUUAAGCAAAAAUAAAGUACUGUUUACCUUUCUAAAAUAUUUGGGAAAAAAAGGCGAAUAGACAACAUAAAAUUUCUCAAUCAUUUUUGUUUGAGGAAUAUUAAAAAAGCCAUAAUUCCUCCUAAAAGUUCAAUUAAAAACAAAUGCCCCUUCAUGACAAAGCUUCUGUGAAAUGUUUUGCUGAAAACCUGGUUGCAUCGCAUUGCGAUGUUCCUUGUUUUUUUUUAUCUCUUUGAUGUUUUUUUUCCCAUCAAUUGUGUCAUAAUCAUUCUUGCAAAUUUGCCAUUUUUUCAUUCACAGGUUUAUAAAAGUAACCAAAUUUUGUUUUACUUUAAUUUCCUAUUUUUCUCUCAAGAACUUCAUCACUUUAAUCUUGAACCAUUUUUUUCUACCUCAGACAUUUCUUGUAUCAUUUACAACAGGUUUUAUCUUCCAUGAUAAUAUAAAUAAAAGAAGUAUGUGACAUUAGAAUGUUGAAAUUAUCAUAUAUUUUACUGUUUACAUUUGUCUUGUCACACACAACAUAAUGUUCCUUCAAAUGGCAAAAUUACUGUCCAAUUAAUCUAUAUCAUUUGUAAAAUUUAUUUUUGAAAAAUACUCCAUUAAUUGAUGGCGUGUUCUGACAAAGAAACUCCAAACUUUUGCCGAAAUUCACAGAGCUCUAUAGGGUUCCUCUGCCUUAAGUUCAACCACAGACUUUAAUUAAAGUGACCACCACUAUAUUUAGAAUCAUCUACUCUAGACAUGUACUCUUAAGCCAUUUAAUUGUAUUUGUCAGGAAAAAUUCAGGAAACAUAUUAUUUGUACAUUAUACAUACAUUCAUUCUAUUCUUGCAAUUGUUUUCUCGUUUUUUUUUACAUGAAAAUAUUUUGAUAUGCUGUCAACAUCAAACAUUUGUACUUCAUCUUUAACUAUCGGAGUGUUAACAAUAACAUGUACUUGUGUUUUGUUGGACUUUUUAGGUGAAUAAUAUUUAUUCUUUUGAGAGUCAUUGUUUUUCAUGAAUGAUAUGUUAGAUUUUAUAUCUGCUUUAAAGGUAAAUCUCAUUAUUAAACACUCAUUAUUUGCUAAUUUCAUACUACAUUUAAAUGUUGCAAAAUUAUGAUGUAUUAAAUUAUUAGAUAUUUUGCAGUGAGUUUUUUCUGUAAGAAAAAAAGACACAUUUUAUAAUAUAACAUAAUGUGCCAUUAUCACAUAAAACUGCCAAAACAUUCUUAAAAUAUUGCAGGGUCAUCUGUUACCAUAGUAACCUUUUUAUACUGAAUAUGCCAUCAUUUAUUUUAACUUUUUGUUAAAAAAGUUUCACAAAAACAGUAGUGACUUUACUUAACCUGCAUUUGGGGAUAUUUUGGUUUAUUUGUACAUUUUGUAUGAUUUUUUUCUCAUUUUGAGUGCUUCUUUUUCUAAAACAUAGAUAAGAUAUUCAUAUAAAAAGUUUUCUUAUUUUUUGUAAGAAAAAAUUAAAGUCAAAAAUGAUAUGUUUAUUGUUUAUUGAGUGUUUCGUGUUAAGUCAAUAAUAAAACAGAAACUAAUAAUUGACUCAUUUUAACUGUAAUCAAAAUGCUUUCUGUUUGCGUAUUAAAGUUUACUGAAAGAACAGAAAGCAUUUUAUUAACUUUAACAUAAACAUUACGAGACUUGAUUUUUUGUCUCUCACCUGAAUUAUGUUCUAAGACACUCCCAUGUACCUGUUAUUUGUUGGAGAAAUUUCGUUAUGAUACUAAAUUAAGAUUUGUUAUUUGUUAGACUAUUUUGAUACCAUGCAAUAAUUACAUUCCAUUAUUCAAUUAUAUAUGUAUAUUUACUUAUUCAUAAUAUUUAUAUAAAUAAAACAAGAAGAAACGAUCUAUGCAAGCAAUAAA
Ruditapes philippinarum (Manila clam) is the source of this 11043-nucleotide messenger RNA. RefSeq lists its product as uncharacterized. The record is from RefSeq and is a predicted model, not a curated record. The transcript is spliced from 3 exons. The coding region runs from base 384 to 4328 and encodes 1314 amino acids. NCBI's taxonomy places the organism in Eukaryota, Metazoa, Mollusca, Bivalvia, Venerida, Veneridae.